AUGUUUCGCAACACGUACCAAAGCGGUUUUCUUUCUAUUUUGUACAGUGUUGGUGCGAAACCGCUUGCCAUUUGGACGAAAAAGGUGCGCAACGGCCACAUCAAACGCAUCACCGACAACGAGGUGCGGUCGCUGGUGCUGGAGCUGGCCGGCACCAACGUGGCCACCACCUACAUCUCGUGCCCGCCCGACCCGCGCGGCGUGCUGGGCAUCAAGCUGCCCUUCCUCGUCAUGAUCAUCAAGAACAUGAAGAAGUACUUCACCUUCGAGAUCACCGUCCUGGACGACAAGGACAUGCGUCGGCGCUUCCGCGUCAGCAACUACCAGUCGACGACGCGCGUGCGGCCGUUCGCGUGCACGAUGCCCAUCGGCCUCAACAACGGCUGGAACCAGAUCCAGUUCAACCUGGCGGACUUCACGCGCCGCGCCUACGGCACCAACUACAUCGAGACGACGCGCGUGCAGAUCCACGCCAACUGCCGCGUGCGCCGCGUGUACUUCUCCGACCGCCUCUACACCGAGGACGAGCUGCCGGCCGAGUUCAAGCUCUACAUGCCGCUCUGCACCGCCAAGACCAACGCUACCUGA
Messenger RNA from Gryllus bimaculatus (two-spotted cricket), 588 nucleotides. Lineage: Eukaryota; Metazoa; Arthropoda; Insecta; Orthoptera; Gryllidae. The record is from the annotation of a GenBank genome assembly.